This is a messenger RNA of Cercospora beticola, 1751 nucleotides long. Its product is annotated as class I SAM-dependent methyltransferase. The record is from RefSeq and is a predicted model, not a curated record. Gene Ontology annotation, molecular function: methyltransferase activity. NCBI's taxonomy places the organism in Eukaryota, Fungi, Ascomycota, Dothideomycetes, Mycosphaerellales, Mycosphaerellaceae.
GAACGAAGCACGCCGCGCUUCCGACAACUGCGGGCAGUCGACAUCUUCAUCCUUGCUAGACCGGCCAACGCACACACACGCCAAACGAUACUUGACAAGGGCUGUGAUUCGCUGCAUCUCCCUUCUCCCUCGUACCAGGAUACAGCUGCCGGCCCAGCCUCCCGCCUUUCUGGUUCACUCAAUGUUCGAUGCCCUCUUCACUACUGCACAACAUACUCGAGCGUACCGUUCCCUCGGGUCCAGCAUCUGCCAUCAUCAAAAUCUUCACGACGACACUCCGAAACACAUCUGUCGACGCUGACCCGACGAUCUGGUCUCGCCGAUCUGGCACAUCUGAAUCAACACUCUGAAGGGAAGCCAUUGGUCGUACACGGAGACUCCGGAAACAGCUUCGAGAUACGAAGCAAGAUAGAGUGCUGUGGUGGCGGUUGUUGCGACUUCUGCCACCACCACAACUUUGCUCUGUGCAAAUGGCACUCUCAGACCAGAUCCCUAUAGAUGACCAUUAUUCUACUUAUUCUAGUGACCAAUAUGGAGACGAGAAUGAUAGCUACACCUCUGCGAGGACGUUGGCGACAACGACGACCAUGUAUCGACAUGAAAAUGGGAGGACCUAUCACGCAUAUCGAGACGGCGAGUAUUGGCAACCGAACGACGAGAAACAAAACAACCACGAGGCAAUAGUGCACCACCUUUGCAUCAUGACCCUACGAGACAAGCUCUUUCUCGCACCCGUCACCGAUCCCAAACGUAUCCUCGACAUUGGUACCGGGACCGGCAUCUGGGCCACCGACAUUGCAGACAAAUUCUUCAACGCUGAGGUGAUCGGCACUGAUCUCUCGCCUGUUCAACCUGGCAUGCAGCCCGAUAAUUGCCGAUUCGAGAUCGACGAUUGCAUGUCAGAGUGGGUGUAUCCCGAGAAUCACUUUGACUUCAUCCACAUUCGCGGGCUUUUCGGCAGCAUCGGUGAUUGGCCGCAGCUGUAUCAACGAUGUUAUGAGCAUAUGGAACCUGGUGGAUGGCUUGAACAAGUUGAAUGGAGCAUACAGAACCGAAGUGCAGAUGGCUCACUCAGCCCUGAUUCAACAUUGGCGAGAUGGUCUCGAUACGGCAUCGAGUGCGGAAGACGGAUAAACAAAACUUUCGAGAUUGCAGAAAACAUGGCUGGGCUUAUUAAGGAAGCUGGCUUCGUCGACGUGGUAGAGAAGCGUUUUAAAUGGCCUAUUGGACCUUGGAGUUCAGAUCCAAGACUGAAAGAGAUUGGGAGAUGGAACUUGCUAAACUGGGAAGAGGGGAUGGAAGGUUGGGUGAUUGCGCCUUACACAAGAGUAUUAGGGUGGUCCGUCGACGAAGUGCAGGCCUGGCUGCAGGAGAUCCGAAAAGCUUUGCGAGAUCGCAAGAAGCAUGUUUACCACGAGGUACGAUUGGUAUAUGCUCGUAAGCCAUUCGACCACGAAGUCAGUGCUCCUGCGGAAACGAAUGGAGAGCACGAGGCAGGUAAUGGCAGUGUAGCAAGACCGCCGUCUGACUAGCAGCGAGUCCUCGGCAUCAAUUGGCUUACGUAUACGUUAGCUUAGAGCGUACAAGCGAGCAUCACCAAUUUGGAGCCUUUUUCAAACGCCAACAACAUAUGAGGACAUCCACUCAUACCACUACAGGCUGGCCUGUGUGACGACGCCUUCCGAGCACGUGGAACGAGAUUCUAGUGCACUGAUCAUACUUCUAGAUGUUGUCGUAUCAAACGUAAUCCC